Messenger RNA from Silurus meridionalis, 1931 nucleotides. It is a transcript of the gene bmp4, whose product is annotated as bone morphogenetic protein 4. Gene Ontology annotation, biological process: negative regulation of transcription by RNA polymerase II; negative regulation of apoptotic process; BMP signaling pathway. NCBI's taxonomy places the organism in Eukaryota, Metazoa, Chordata, Actinopteri, Siluriformes, Siluridae. Gene Ontology annotation, cellular component: extracellular region. The record is from RefSeq and is a predicted model, not a curated record. Gene Ontology annotation, molecular function: cytokine activity; BMP receptor binding; growth factor activity. The transcript has 4 exons. Bases 495 to 1703 code for a protein of 402 amino acids.
GGGGGGUGGACGGACGAAUUUAGGUGUUGGGCUGCGUGCGUGUGUGUGUGUGUAUGUGUGUGUGUUUGUAAGGGGGGAUAGGGGAGGAGGCGGCCACAUAAAAACUCCAGGCAACAUCAGGCGCGCGACCAGAGUGGCCGUGAUAAACGUGUGAUGAACUAGUGGAGAUAGGAACCGAGUGUCUAUUUGGUCUUUUCACCCAGGGACCCAAAUGGACUCAGCUGUGUCCGUACGUAUAGAGGGACUUUUUUGGGAAUAAUAACCCAGAGGCUUGCCGAUUUCCUAGUUUUUUGCGCUGUGACUCUGUGGAAAGCGCCUUAGCUCACUUCACUUGGUGUUGAGGACACGCUGCGCGCAUCUACCCAUGGACAAGACUCUCUCCAGUCUCAAGCAGCCUCCCAGCACCACUUAGCAUUUCCUUAAGGAACCCGUCCUGCAUCGGCUCCCAACAAACAUGGACUGUUUCCCCAUGCUUUAUUUUCUGUCGAGACAACAUGAUUCCUGGUAAUCGAAUGCUGAUGGUAAUUUUAUUAUGCCAAGUUGUACUGGGAGAGAGCAGCCAUGCUAGUCUAAUACCCGAGGAAGGGAAGAAAAAGGCACUGGGCAAUCACCCGGGUCAAAGUCAUGAACUGCUGCGGGACUUUGAGGCCACGCUGCUGCACAUGUUCGGCCUGCAGAGCCGGCCACGUCCCAGCCGCUCUGCAGUGGUGCCCCAGUAUCUGGUCGACCUCUAUAGGUUGCAAUCAGGAGAAGUGGAAGAAGCUGAAGGUCAUGAUGUCAGCUUUGAAUACCCUGAGAAAUCCACUAGCCGAGCCAACACUGUAAGGGCAUUCCACCAUGAAGAACACAUGGAGCAAAUGCCGUCAGACAGAACAUACAGCAUUGAGACUCCUUUGCGCUUCUUCUUUAACCUCAGCAGCAUCCCUGAGGACGAGCUGCUUUCCACAGCAGAGCUGCGUUUGUACCGGCAGCAGAUUAAAGAGCUUGGUUUGGAGUCCCAGCAUGUGGGAAAUGGAGACCUCCAUAGGAUCAAUGUGUAUGAAGUGCUGAAGCCGCCGAGGCCCGGGCAGCUGAUUACACGUCUACUGGACACACGUCUGGUGAGCCACAACACCACCAGUUGGGAAAGCUUUGACGUUAGCCCGGCUGUGUUGCGUUGGACCCACGAGCGGUUGCCAAACCAUGGACUCGCUAUAGAGGUUCUGCACCUGAACCGAACACCAGGGCACCAGGGUAAGCAUGUGCGGAUCAGCCGUUCACUGCAACACAACUCAGAAGGCGACUGGGACCAACUGCGUCCAUUGUUGGUCACUUUUGGCCAUGAUGGCAAAGGCCACCCACUGACACGCAGGACCAAACGCAGCCCCAAGCAGCGAGGCCGUAAGCGGAAUCGCAACUGCCGACGACAUGCGCUGUAUGUGGACUUCAGUGACGUAGGCUGGAAUGACUGGAUAGUGGCACCACCAGGUUAUCAAGCCUACUAUUGCCAUGGGGAUUGUCCUUUCCCUCUAGCCGAUCAUCUGAAUUCCACAAACCAUGCUAUUGUACAAACACUGGUCAACUCAUUGAACAGCAAUAUUCCCAAGGCCUGCUGUGUUCCCACCGAACUGAGUGCCAUCUCAAUGCUUUACCUGGAUGAGACUGACAGGGUAGUUUUGAAAAACUACCAGGAAAUGGUGGUGGAGGGUUGUGGCUGCCGUUAACUGUGUCAAGCGUUAAGAAAUGCUAGCGCAAUGAAGGCCAAAUCUAACGGGCCCAUUGUAUACCUAAAUAUUUUCACUUGGAUGCUUAUUUAUAACGUUUAUGUUGAGAUGUUUGUUUGUCUCCUUAUUGUUUCUUUGACCAUAUGAUCAUAUAUUUUGACAAAAUAUAUAUAUUUAUAACUACAUAUAAAAAAAAAAUAAAAAGUGAGACCUUAUUUUAAACAUUAA